UCCAGCAUCGGCAGUAAUUUGCUUUUACCAAGCAAUUCUUUAACAUGAUUUUUCAGACUGAAUACAAGUUGUUACUAUGAAAAGUUGAGUAAAUACAUAUCCUUUUCCGUGGCGUUAGUUUAGCGCGAUUACAAUUAUUUGAAAUAAUUUUAAACUCGUGCUCACGUAACUUUUUGAAAACAAAACGGUGUUGCGGCAUUUAGUUAUGUACUGAGAUGUGCGUGUUUUUCCCCUGACAUUCCUACUAUAACAUUGCAUUAGCAAGGUACAUGAAAAGUGCCGUUUCCUUAUAGAUCUCUGCUGUCUCCACACUCAUGUUACACGGCAGUAGCUCCAUUGCAAAAUUACAGCAGCUCGCUUCUAUAUUUUAUUUUUGUGCAGUUUGCUGCCCCAAAUCUCUGCACCUUGUUCCGCUCAGUCCUAAACGCGCUUGCAACCCCGGCCAGAUGGUCAGCAUGUGUUGGGACUUUGUGAGCACGGCGGCGUGGCCCGGAUCCGUGCAGCUCCGCCGACUGAGCGUCCUUUCCAAAAUACUGCAAUCCGAGAGACAGAAAGCCCGCUGCAGAAGAUCCCGCACUGAUGCGGGCGCUGAAAAGCUCACACCGGGAGUUGUCAUGUGCACGUGAGAGGUAGCCGAGUUGAGAAACACUGACCGACGUUGGAACAGGACGACAUCAAACCUUUGAGGGGCAUCUUGACAGGACACCAAUAUGCAUUACUCUUGGAUAUUGCGGAUGGAGAGCUGUUUGUAUCCCCCUCUGCGUCGUUAACUCAGCCGGAGCAGUACGCGGAAGCUCGAGCAGGUUCAGAUUCCCGGGCAAACAAUGGGCGCGCCCUGCACCCCAUUGUCCUCCCGCGUUCCACCCCAUUGUCCUCCCGCGCUCCACCCCAUUGUCCCUCCCGCGCUCCACCCCAUUGUCUCUCCCGCGCUCCACCCCAUUGUCUCUCCCGCGCUCCAUCCCAUUGUCCCUCCCGCGUUCGACCCCAAUGUCCCUCCCGCGUCCCAACCGCCAUCUUCCACCUGCACUUUCCGAAAGCCUCCCCGCCCCAUCCUCACCGUCGAUACACACUCAGCGAAGGCACUGCGCCGUCAUUUAUGUGGCUGUUGCUGAAGCCUUUUGGAGAAAUAAAAACGAGCACUCGACACUUGCCGCGGUGUCUAGGCGGAAUAAGGAAACGAAAAUGCUUUCGAAAUCAACAGAAAACACAAUCCUGGGAACCGCAAAUGUGCUGGAUGUGUCUCAAUGUAAUGUCCUGACAGUGCCGUGCUUUACAUGUAAGAAGAAACUUAAUGCAACGACAGCUCGCCACCACAAGAUCCUGCAUCGCACACUGGCCAUGCUGCAGUACCGUGCAGGCAGCCAGCCUGUCAGCCUCCUUUCUCUCCGGAUCCGCCGGCGGAGCCUCAUUGCUAAGAGGAUGCGAGCUAAGAAAUUCAGCGCCUUAGAACUGCAGAAGAUCAACUUUGCAUACGAGAUAGUGAAGUCAAGUCGUUUGUUAACUUGGCCAUUCCUAGUCGAAAGUCCCAUUGUGUGCCAUGAAGAAUUCCCGCUGCAUGUAACACUGCCCAACGAACCCUGUGUAAAAUCAUUUGGGAUCUGGCAGGAUAGGAAUGUCCUUUGGAAAGCUGAGAUGGAAGAUGUCUAUGUUUUCAUGGAUUGUUAUGGUGGUCAAAGCGAUGUAUGCUUCAUUGGAAUCUUUGAUGGCUUUCAUGGUACGACUGCAGCACAGGUCACUUCCAAAGAUCUGCCAUUCCUGAUUAUUGAGGAGCUGAGAAAAGCUGGCCAUCCUUAUGUUCUGUCCGACGAAGAGCAUGAGUCUCUCUUGAGCUAUAGUGCACUUUUCCCGCACAGCCCCACCGAGGAGUCAUAUGUCAUUUUCCCUGUCAACAGCCAAGCCAACAAAACGUCCCAGUAUGAAUCAAUGCAUUUAGCUUUUGCUAAAGCCUUUUGGAAAAUGGACAGAAUUCUGGGGCUAGGUCGAAAUGAAAGUUCGAAGGUCCGUUGGAGUGGUUGUACAGCUGUCACCUGCCUUCUAGAAACCUACCCCAUUAGCACCAGCACUGAAAGCCUCUUGGAAGACGAUGUGUAUGAAAUUGGAAUGUUGCAUAUUGCUAAUGCAGGUGAUGUGCAUGCUGUCUUGUGCAAAAAUGGAAAAGGAUAUCGUUUAACUGAAAACCACAGCACCUCCAACCGUAAAGAACGUAAACGUAUUCAUCGAAGUGGUGGAACAAUCAGUAAAAAUGAACAACAUGGACUUGUGGAAGGAUUCAUUCAAUCAACACGAGGGCUUGGAUAUCAUGGAGAUCCCAAGCUUAAAACAUCCAUUGUGCCAAUACCAUAUACUGUUUCUGUGCCUAUUGAUUCCACAUGCCAGUUCCUUAUUCUAGCUUCAAGUGGAUUUUGGAAAGUUCUGAGUAGACAUGAAGUCAUUUCAAUCUCAUUGGAAAUGCUUUCUUUUUAUUUUAGAUCUUUGCACACUGAAUCUAAACAAAUUCGUUCAGUAAUCCAUUCAUUACAUGUUAGGGACCUACACCCUGACAAAGAUUUCUCUAUUGUACAUUUGCUUGAGGAGUUUUCACAGCAGGGACACAAAGAUGCUUUGAUGUCACUUGAGCGUUUAUUUGAGGAGCUACUAUUACGCAACGAAAAUGAUCUGGACAGUAAAACCAUGAAAUAUGUACUCAGACAUUAUUCAGUUAUGAAGAAACAUGAUCAUCUUUGGCAGACCAUGCAUCAACUACUAGAAAACAUUGCAGAAAAGGAGGAAUCCAUGGCAAUUGCGAAAAACAAGUUGGAUAUCAAGUUGGAUCGCGACAGCAACAUAUUUCUGCGGACUUUACAUAGGGAACAGAGGAAGCACAGGAUAACGGUGGACAAUUUUCCGGAGGAACCUCUACUGGACAAGGAAGAUUUGAACAACAGGAAUCCCAAAAAACAAUACAGAAGACCAGAGACUGAUGUUGCUGAGAAGCCUUUACACCCUGAGAGACAAAAAGGUCACCAUAAACAAGAGAAUACAAACAAAGAGUCAAAGAUUAAAAAAUCAGUGACCGUGACUUCUGAGCAAUUUCAGUCUUCUUCAUCAUCCGAAUUUGAAGUUUCAAAACCAUAUGAACAAAAUUUUAUAAAUCUGGAACUAAAGAGAGAAGAAUCAGAUCUGGAAACAGGUGGGCAACGACAAGAAAUUCAGUAUGAAACUUUAGCAAAUACCAUUAGCAAAUGCUUAGUUGAAACUGCUAAACAAGCAGGUGCUUGUGACAACAUAACAGUGCUCACGUUGUUGUUUCCGGGUUGUGCUAAAUCACAUUUGAUAAAACAGAAGAAAUGACGUAAACUCACACAUUCCAGGAAUAAUACUUUGAUGAAAAGUUUAACUUAAUCUUUAAACUUGAAGUGGGUCACAGCCAGAUCUGAUAUACUUGUUCAUUUCAAAGAAAACAACUGGCUAAGUAUAUAAUCGUUCAGAAUCAUCAGUUGUAUCUAGAGAACUCACUACUAUAAGUGACUAGGGUGGAUUUUAUGAAUAUGAUUUGUAUGCAACUAUUCUCCACUCACUGAAUUUUAGUGGAUAAAUCACUUUAUCUGGAAAGGUUACUGUAGUUUGCUUCAUGAAUUUGCUUUGUUGUUGUUGGUAGAGACAUUUAUAGACUGUAGAUUUUUUGCUGUAGUGUGCUGUUUGUAUAGACUUUUCUGAAAAAAUAAACUUUGCUGUAAAAUACAUUGUUUCUGGAAGUCUUACUGCGAGUCUCAGUUUUUCUCCAACAAAUUGAUUUAACAAUCUGG
Molecule: messenger RNA, 3785 nt
Organism: Chiloscyllium plagiosum (whitespotted bambooshark)
Lineage: Eukaryota; Metazoa; Chordata; Chondrichthyes; Orectolobiformes; Hemiscylliidae
Product: protein phosphatase 2C-like domain-containing protein 1
Biological process (GO): protein dephosphorylation
Molecular function (GO): protein serine/threonine phosphatase activity
Source: RefSeq, a predicted model, not a curated record